Molecule: messenger RNA, 1284 nt
Organism: Ostertagia ostertagi
Lineage: Eukaryota; Metazoa; Nematoda; Chromadorea; Rhabditida; Trichostrongylidae
Source: the annotation of a GenBank genome assembly
GGAGAGAGCCCGCUGGCUGACAUCCACUGGGCCCGAAUCGUUCUCGAUGAGGCGCACGUUGUGAAAAAUAGGAAAACGAAGGCAUCAAAGGCAGUGUGCUCGCUGAUAGCCGAUGCCCGGUGGUGUGUUACUGGUACGCCGUUGCAUAACAACUUGUGGGAUUUGUACUCUUUGAUGAAAUUUUUAAAAGUCGAUUACUUCAGUGAAGAAUGGUUUUGGAAAGAGUAUGUCGCGUCGGCGACGAAGAAAUCUGCGGAAAGACUCAAUUUACUGAUGAGGAAUUAUGUCCUCCGGAGAGAAAAGAACUUCCUAUCACCAAUAUCCAAGAUGCCACUCGUGGAGUUGCCUGAAAAACAUAGUCAUGAACACAUGUUGCAAUUUUCUGAAGGCGAACGAAAAGCAUAUGAUUUGAUGUAUGAAGCAUCAAGGGCGAAAGUUAGAGAAAUGAUAACAGAAGAAGAAGUUGAAGAAGUACAGGGUGCUCGUACAAAAAAGAAGAUAGCACCUUCAACUAACAAAAAAGUCUUUCUUGGAUCUGCUGCUAAUUCGAAUCCAAAUUCUAAAUUUGGAAGAAUGGGUUGUAUGCUGGUGAUUUUGCUGCGCCUCCGGCAGGCAUGUACUCAUUUCAGUUUGACCAAAAAUGCUGUGGAUAUGGAGGCUUUCCAGUCGAUUGACUCGGAAAACCCGCUCACUUCGGAAGAGCAAGAAAAUUUAGCUAACUUGACCAUAGACAGUUUCUUGGAUCCGGAGAAGAUGGACGAUGUCACUUACAUUUUUAAAAGAAAGUUUAUCAGUGCCAAGAUUCAACUCGCUCUUGAUCUUCUCAGGCACAUUCUGGAAGAUGGCGAAAAAUGUGUCAUUGUAUCACAGUGGACCUCCUUCCUGAAGAUUCUCGAGAAGCAUAUCAAAAAACGCUUCCCGGAAGUGGACUGCUCAACGAUCAGUGGAGAAGUUCUACCUUUCGAAAGACAAGAUCGUGUAAACAGUUUCAAUGAACAGGGGAGCGGAAUCAAUGUGAUGUUGAUUUCGAUCACCUGCUGGCGGUGUUGGAUUGAAUCUCACUGGAGGAAACCAUCUUAUUCUGAUGGACCUCCACUGGAAUCCAGCAUUGGAACUACAGGCACAAUAAUAAUGAAAGGAUCAAUUGAAGAGCGUGUGUUGGAACUGCAAUUGAAGAAAAUGGAGUUGGCAAAUAACGUACUAAAGGGAGCGGUCUCGAAGAAGAAUAUGAAUCUCACAAUGGCAGAUCUCAAAUUCUUGUUUGAUUUGGAUGGGAGGAAGUGA